AGAGGAGGAGGUUUGGAAGAGAAGAGAUGGGAGAUGACUUUUGAGGCUGCGCUUUUCUAAAGGCUCCUGCAUGGAAGAGGCUUUUUAAAAGCUGGUUUGGCCUGGGUGAAAGAAAGGUCCCUGGUUGCAUUUGUUCCAAUCAGCCAAAUGGGUGUAAAAUUUUGAAUUCUGCAGAAUUCCUCAAUGCAAGAAGGGAAGUGGGGAGCAGGAGAGGAGAGGAGAGCCCUCAAGGGCUGGGGGGGGGGGUUGCAUGAGGUGGAAUAUGCCAGUAGCUGAAUAGGGACAUGCUCCCCCCUGGGGCUAGCCCUGCCUGGAGAAGCAUGCCCUCCCCUUCCCUGGCAUUAAAAAAGAGCCAGAGCUGCAGAAUCACAGAAAAGCAGUAGGGACUCUCUGGAAGUCUUGCCCCCUCCCCACGCCGGUAUAAACAAAAUUAAGUGGUCCGGGAGAAAAGGAAGCCCAGAUUCUCAAUAUCGAAGCUGGAUUCCAUUUUGUGAGUUGGUUGUGACGUGACGUUCCCAUGUUGCGUAUCAUUGCAGUCAAUUGGACCCUUUUCCUGAGUUUUUCUUUGUUUGGCCAAAAUGCAGACUUCUUCCCACCAGGGGGCGCUCUUCUACUGCCAGUUGGGGAAGGAGCAGCUCAGCUUCUCUGCUUGCAGCCUGGAGCCUCCUCUGCACCCAUUUGGGUGCCCCCCCCAGACGCCAGAGAGGACGGGUCGCCCUGUGCCAGGUGGCGACUCGAGACAGCUGUAGAGAUGCCGGGUGUCUCCUUUCAGGUUAGCCCAGUGCUUAACUCUCACUCGGCUCUCCUGAGCCUCCCUGUUACAAGCUGCACCCCUCGGAGGGCAGAAGGUCUUUCCAAUGGCAGUGUAGACCCUCCCAAGCGGACAGCCCUGUUGCCAGGCCACUCUUCCCCCAGCAAGGACAAGGAGGGAAGCCGUUCUUCCUUUGACCCCUGCCUGGCCUGCAAACUUGCCAAUGGACAGAUUAACCUGCAAGUUGUGGCAACACAAUGGAUUUCUCUCCCUGGUGGAGAUUUGUUGAUCCACUGGAUUUUGCUCAGUGAGUUGGGUCAGAGUGAAGCAGCCCAACCAGAAACGGUAUUGGAUUUUUGCCCCUCUUUGUAGCCCCUCUUCUUGCAGGGUGAGGACUUUUUCUCAGCCACAUCAGCUCUGCUGUCCCCACAGGGGGCCUUGGCAGGAAUGGCGAUGCUGGCCUCACCUCCCUGCCACCUUGGCUGUUGUCGCCGGAAGGGCUCCUGCAGCCUGCUUGCUCCCCAGGCCCCUCCUGCCACCUGCUUCUGCUGGACAUUUGCAUUGCAAAAGAGCUCCACUCAAGGUUGGUGGCCCCAGAAGAUCCCGUAGAGGAGCCGGACACGGCCAGCUUCGUGCUCAGUCUGUGGAGUGGGCAUUCUCUCUGGUUCCAGUGUGUGUUGCGUUCUCAGUCUCAUGUGCAGCCCGGGGGCUUCUUUGUUGGCCAUUUAACUUUCAUGUAUACGUUUGGUGAGUGGUUGUGUUCAGCGCAUUUGUUGGUGAUCUUGACCACGGUUGAAACUCUCCUAAAAUAUAUUCCUCUCCACGUUAUCUCUGAAGUCCUGUCUUCUCUGGGCUGGGGAGAAUUGAGCCUUGCCUCAACUGGGGCCGGGUGACUGGCACUCGCUGUCAAGGGCAGCAGCUGAGAAAUGGGGGCAUCGCCAACCAAGGGGCUCCCGGGCUUUAAAGCAGCAGGCUGCGCCAAGUGAGCGCCAAAGAGGACUUGCCUUUUCUGCAGUCUCAGGGCAGGGCCUGGAGACCAGGGGCCCCAAGGGGUCUGUCCUGCUCUGCCUCACUCCGUGUGCUCUCCCUUGCUGGUGACAGCUGCCCAGGGUUGGAGAACUCUUGAAGCCCAAUGUCCUUGAAGUUCUGGUUGACAGCACAAAUACGCCAAAGUCGAGUCCUGUUCCUGUCGAUGGGGUUCUCUGCCCUUGAAUUAGAUUCUCAGUGAGUCCCAUUGACCUGAGCUGAAGCUGACAAGUUCUCCAUAGAAGUGGCCAACUGGCCCUUUUAAGCCCAGACUGGCUGAAGCAAGACCAUGCUGCUCCCUCCUCAGGGAGACACGAAAGGAAGGCUGGUGCCUUGUCUUUUUCGGAAACUUCUCUCCCAGCUGGCAGCCAAAAAUAGCUUCCAUUCCAGACCAUAUUUGUGCAAGGGAUCCGGAGUCUUUGGAAGCUGAUUAAGCCCCGAACCCUUCGUGGUGAGCCUGCUGCCUUGGCUGCCCAGGCACGGAGGGCGAUGCGUUUGACGGAGCUGAACUGGGAAUGCCUCCUGCACCUCUUCUCCUUCCUGGACAAAAACAGCCGGAAGAGUUUGGCCCAGACAUGCCGCAGGCUGCGGAGGGUCUUCCAGGACGCCUCUCUGUGGCCUUUGCUCCACUUCCACUCUCUGGCCGAACUGACCAAGGACAACUUUGUCCUGGGACCGGCCUUACGGCACCUUUCCAUCUGCUGGCAUUCCAGCCAAGUCAAGGUGUGCAACGUGGAGGAUUGGAUGAAGAACCACCUUCAGAGGAACAUCUGCAGCCUACACAAACACCUGGUGAAUGAGUUUUUACUCCAGGUUUCUAACAGGUGCCCCAGCCUGCGGUCUCUGAAGCUUUCUGGAUGUGGCCACGUCACAGACGAUUCCAUUGUGCUGCUUCUCAAAAGCUGCCCGGGUCUUCGGACUCUCCAGUUGGAAAAUUGCGUCCUGAUCACUGACCAGACCCUAGAAGCUGUGGCUUUCCAUGCCGAUUCCUUACAAACUCUGCACGUGGACUUUUGCAGAAACAUAACAGCUGCUGGGGUGCAGCGAGUCCAGAAGAUGUGCCCGUCCCUGGUGCUCAGCGCAGAAAGAAGCGCAAACAUGAUUCCGGACAAAAGGCCAGGGGUCUGGGCCUUGGAAAGAGGCUUCAAAAGAAUGCUGUGGCAUUAGCCAAGCAAGCGGCCAAGCUGGAGUCUGUUCUUUCUGUUUGCAGAUUGAGAUUCUGUGUGUGUUGCAAGAGAGAUGUAAAACGUGUACUGGAGCUUAUCUACUCAAACCUGCCAUGGAAGUGGCAAAGUGGCUGUUUGCUAACAAAAAUUUAGACUGUCCUUUUAGUAGACCAUUUGAUGAACUUGUGGCCUGUUCCAUUUCUCAAACUAGCAGGGAUUACUUUGGGACAUGGAGCUUCUAAAUUAAAAGACAAUAUUUGUACCCUCCUUCCUUCCUCAGAUACUCCUUUAGUUAUACAUGCUACAUUUUUAACACAACUAAAAUCCAACAAUCAUA
Molecule: messenger RNA, 3280 nt
Organism: Crotalus tigris (Tiger rattlesnake)
Lineage: Eukaryota; Metazoa; Chordata; Lepidosauria; Squamata; Viperidae
Gene: FBXL22
Product: F-box and leucine rich repeat protein 22
Exons: 2
Coding region: 2267-2944 (225 amino acids)
Biological process (GO): SCF-dependent proteasomal ubiquitin-dependent protein catabolic process
Cellular component (GO): SCF ubiquitin ligase complex
Molecular function (GO): protein binding
Source: RefSeq, a predicted model, not a curated record